Messenger RNA from Abrus precatorius (Indian licorice), 1494 nucleotides. RefSeq lists its product as uncharacterized. Bases 1 to 1494 code for a protein of 497 amino acids. The transcript has 3 exons. The record is from RefSeq and is a predicted model, not a curated record. NCBI's taxonomy places the organism in Eukaryota, Viridiplantae, Streptophyta, Magnoliopsida, Fabales, Fabaceae.
AUGGAAUCAAGUGUCAAUUACUUAGAGACAUUUAGAACAAAUGAGAGUGAUCAUGCUGAACAAAUUUCAAAUGUUAUUGAAGAAAAUCUUAGAGAUUGUCCAAAGAUGUUUGAGAGGCUUAAAGAUGAUGCAGAAACACCAUUGUAUAAUGGAUGUACAAACUUCUCAAGAUUGAGUUCUGUUUUAAAGCUUUAUAACUUAAAAGCCUCGAAUGGAUGGACUAAUAAGAGCUUCACAAGGCUGCUAAGUUUAUUACAUGAGAUGCUGCUGGAGGAUAAUGUGCUACCGCAGAGAACAUAUGAGGCUAAACAAGUACUUGCCUCCAUUGGAUUGACCCAUGAAAAGAUACUUGCUUGUCCUAAUGACUGCAUUUUGUUCCGAAAUGAGUAUGGAUCACUAAGGAAAUGUCCAAAGUGUAAUGUAUCACGAUACCUAAAGAAAGACACAACACCUACGAAGGUCAUAUGGUAUUUUCCACUAAUAUCGAGGUUAAGACGUCUUUUUCGCAGUGCAGAAAAUGCAAAGCAGAUGACUUGGCAUGCUGAAGGCCGAAUUAGAGAUGGAAAGCUAAGGCAUCCAGCAGAUUCUCCGCAGUGGAAAAAAUUUAAUGAUGACCAUGAAGAGUUUGCAACUGAAACAAGGAAUAUACGUUUUGCAUUAGCAACCAAUGGAAUGAAUCCACAUGGCAUGCAAAGUAGCACCCAUAAUUUGAAGUUGUUGUGGGAUAAUGGCAUAGAAGUAUAUGACGGAUAUAGAGAUGAAAAUUUCACAGUGAAGGCAAUGUUGUAUGGAACAAUUAAUGACUUUCCUACAUAUGGAAAUCUUUCUGGUUACAGCAUCAAAGGUCAAUGUGCAUGUCCAAUAUGUCAGGAAAAAAUAGAUUAUAGUGGAGAAGAAAUAUUUGAUGAGGUUAAACAUAUAAGAACAACAUUUGGAAAACUUUUUCCCAAACAAAUUCCAACCGCAAUUUGGAAGAAGAUGUCAAUUUUCUUUCAGUUACCGUACUGGAAAUCUUUAUACGUAAGACACUUUGUUGAUGUUAUGCAUGUUGAAAAAAAUGUUUGUGAAAGUGUGAUUGGUACAUUAUUAAACAUUGUGGGAAAAAAUAAAGUUGGCAUCAAUGCAAGACUUGACUUGGUGAAGUUGGGAAUACGAUCCGAUUUGGCUCCAGUGAAGAAGGGAAAUCAGACCUUUUUACCGCCAACAGCAUAUACCCUGUCUAGAUAUGAGAAACGUGCUUUAUGUGAGACUCUUUAUUCAGUUAAGGUUCCAGAGGGGUAUUCAUCAAACAUUAAUAGUCUUGUAUCACUUAAGGACCUAAAGUUAAAAGGAUUGAAGUCUCAUGAUUUCCAUAUAUUAAUAGAAAAUUUAAUUUAUGUUGCUAUACGGUCUAUUCUACCCAAGAAAUUUCGCAUGGCAAUCACGAAGUUGUGUUUCUUUUUCAAGGCAAUAUGUAGCAAAUUGAUUGAUCCUGAGAGACUACCAUGUUUGUAA